AUGCAACACCAGCAAGAGGUUCACCAACAGUCCUACUCAAGUCGUCAGUAUCUACAUCGCUCUUACUCAUAUCAGGUCGGCUACGAUACCUGCCACUCGUCCGAUGACCAGAUCCUUCAACAGGAUAUGCCGCCGGCGUUGCAGAGAGUCGAAACCAGUUCUCGACUUCUCGAAGACGCUUGUCACAUGCUCAAGGGUGAUCCGUUCUCGGUACCAGCCCGGAAGAAGCUCAUCGAUGGCGCUCGGGGUAUUCUACAAGGAACCAGCGCUUUACUGCUCUGUUUCGAUGAGUCAGAGGUGAGUGAGUCACACUUUUGA
Messenger RNA from Cooperia oncophora, 318 nucleotides. NCBI's taxonomy places the organism in Eukaryota, Metazoa, Nematoda, Chromadorea, Rhabditida, Trichostrongylidae. The record is from the annotation of a GenBank genome assembly.